Messenger RNA from Penicillium subrubescens, 225 nucleotides. RefSeq lists its product as uncharacterized. The transcript has a single exon. The coding region runs from base 1 to 225 and encodes 74 amino acids. The record is from RefSeq and is a predicted model, not a curated record. NCBI's taxonomy places the organism in Eukaryota, Fungi, Ascomycota, Eurotiomycetes, Eurotiales, Aspergillaceae.
AUGGUAACCAAGGGUGCAGAAACGGCGACUGCCACAAAGGAUUUCGUCGAGAAUGACUACGAUCUCUCCCACCGUGAGAAGCAGGUAAUGCGGCGAAUUGAUCUGCGCCUCGUUUUGGGGGCAGCUCUGGGUUACUCGGUUAAUUUGAAGGAUCGAGGUAAUGUCGGAAUGGCAGCCAUCGCAGGGUGGACCAAUCACUGCCAUAAUGCCCAUGGCCAAGAGUAA